Molecule: messenger RNA, 1099 nt
Organism: Sinocyclocheilus anshuiensis
Lineage: Eukaryota; Metazoa; Chordata; Actinopteri; Cypriniformes; Cyprinidae
Product: protein FAM173B-like
Exons: 5
Coding region: 229-906 (225 amino acids)
Biological process (GO): regulation of mitochondrial ATP synthesis coupled proton transport; positive regulation of proton-transporting ATP synthase activity, rotational mechanism; peptidyl-lysine trimethylation
Cellular component (GO): mitochondrion
Molecular function (GO): protein-lysine N-methyltransferase activity
Source: RefSeq, a predicted model, not a curated record
AAAAAAGGAGAUGCACCCGCACCGAUUCUCGUCUCGUCUCGUGAAAUAAUGUAAACGUUCUGUGGUUGUUUUAUAAUAUAUCUAUAGAAUAUAUAGACAGUAUAUUUGUCUGUAUGUUGACAUGCUUAUGCCGUUGAUUUAUUUAAAUGCCUUGCUCAUUACUUGCAUAUCUGAUCUAUUUUAAUUGCAAAUCUGUCAGAAGCUGCGUGCUGUCAUUGGUCAUUUAGGAUGUCGGAAUUUGGCAUAGAAUCAAAUCACUCUACAGAGACUUAUAAGCAGGGAUCAGCUGGUGAAAGUGCUUUUAAAAAACGACUCGGUAUUAUUGCAACUUGUGUCGUCGGAGGGUCAUUGGUCGCUCUGUAUGCAGUGACCGGACCGUUUGUUGCACCAGCACUGAGGAAAGUUUGUCUCCCAUUUGUACCUGCAACAAGGAAUCAAAUUGAAAACGUUCUUAAGGUUUUGAAAACUAGAUCAGGGUCUCUGGCGGAUAUCGGCAGCGGAGAUGGACGGAUAGUUAUCGCUGCAGCAAAAAGUGGUUUCAAGGCAGUUGGCUUUGAGCUGAACCCAUGGCUGGUCUGGUACUCCCGAUACAAAGCCUGGAGGGAAGGUGUUCAUCACAACACAUCUUUUUAUAUUUCUGACCUUUGGAAGGUCAGUUUUUCAGAGUACUCCAAUGUGGUCAUCUUUGGCAUUCCUCAAAUGAUGGAGCAGCUUGAAGUCAAGCUUCAAACAGAGCUCCAGAGUUCAGCCAAAGUAGUGGCUUGUCGCUUUCCAUUUCCCACUUGGACUCCUGAGGAUGUCGCUGGAGAGGGAAUUGAUACUGUUUGGGUUUAUAAUGCCAAGACAUUCAAACCUCCCAUCAGAAAUGAUAAAGACAGUGAAAGACAAGAAUUAAUGACGAACUAAGUUUCUUUAAAGAAAGAAUGUAAAAGAAAGAAUUCCCUAUGUUUUAGUAAAGAAAAUAAGAACGAGUUUGUUUUUUUCUGCAUUUGUAUUAUAUGACAAAGAAAAGGAUUUGAUAUAUAUUUUCUCAGAGAUGUUGAGUGAUCAUAUCCUGAUAAUAAUAUUUUAUAUUCUUGUUUAAAGGCCCGUUCACACC